UGCCGCCAUGGAAAUAUCUCAACAUGUUGUGCGAUUUAUUGUCUAUCAGUGUUUGUGGCUUUACAUUACAGGUUUCGAAGAAAAGUUGAGGUGUAUGUCCUGCGACAGAACACCCACUAUACAGCAGUGUCGGGAAACAAUAGCAUGUAAAGAACAUGAGAUUUGUUCUGUCGAGGAGUUCAUUUCUGCAACUGGCGAAAUUUACUACAGACUUGGGUGUCAGUCCAAUGGGACAUGCCAAAACUUAGGCAUGGGAAGAAGGAGCGCUACAUACAAGACGGAUGAGGAGGACGUCGGUGACAUCAGCAUCUGUGCAGAGUGUUGCUCUUCCCCGUACUGUAAUAUGGAGGGCUGCGGACAACCUGCUCUUCCAACUAGUGAACGAGGGCCCUAUUGUUUUACCUGUGACCAAGCGUCCUCCGCAGAUGGUUGUGAUAACGUCACCGUCUGUGAAAAAGGAGAUAGAUGUAUGCUUUACAUCGACGCAAGCAAUCUUGGACAAUCUGGAAACGUUUCAUACACUAGUCUGUGUGAGAUAGAUAUUGUUUGUUCCGCCCUUGAACACGCACAUUUGAGCAGCAUGUGUCCAGCAACAUGCUGUAAGGGCGACUUCUGCAAUACGAAAUGUGGUGAUAUAUCCACAACUGCAACAACAAUUUCGCCGUCAUUAGAACAUACAACUCAUAGUUUUGCGAACUUGACAACUCAAAAACCAUACUGUCCACCAGACCAUAGUUUCGAUUCAUCAUCGUUGCUUUGUAUAAAGUUGGAGGAAGCAGCUAAAUUCAACUUCAGCGAAGCCCAAGCGUUCUGUCGUCAAACCGGAGAUGAGCUUGUUACACUGGACACGUACGCUAAGUUCAACUUCGUGCAAUACGCCAUCAUACAUCAUUCAAAGGAAGAACAGCAGCAAAGGAACUACUGGAUCGGUGCACAUGCAAAUCUGACUUUAUCAGGGAAGGUUUUUAGAUGGGAGAGUCUGCGGACUUGGAACUUCACAGCAUGGGGACCAGACGAACCAGAUGUCGACCCGAGUCAACUCUGUGUCGUGCUAAAUGUCUUGGAAAAUUACGAAUGGUUUGACACUCGAUGUGACAGUCCUUACCACUUCAUUUGCGAGCACGAUAUUUUUGUAAAUGGCGGCUUCACUACAAGCAUGACACACCCACAAGCGUCAUCUAGACCAUUAACGACACCAUCCACACCUUCAACUAUCUCUCCAUCAUCAAAUUCGUCAAUGACCUCGUCGUCAACAACAGCCUUAACUACAACGUCACAGCUAAUCUGCGAUACGACGAUCGGUUUUACUCUUUUGUCCAAUGCAUCUACCAGUUUGUGUUUGAAAAUAUACAACUUUUCCGCUAACUGGGACGUUGCUCGAUCUACUUGCAAUUCUGUAAAUGCUGAUUUGGUUGUUCUGGACUCAUAUGAAAAAGGCUUUUUAUUCAGACAAUGGAUAUCUGGUUUUAACUACACAUUUUGGCUUGGAGCUAAGGACCACAGUAGUAGCGGCAAUAACCGUCAUCAAUUCGAAUGGAUAAAUCAACAUCCUUUAGACUCGCGGAGUGAAUUUUGGGGAUCUUCUGAGCCAAGUUCAGACACUGGUCAACAGCAGUGCCUCAUUGUAUACUUGUCCAACAACUUGCACGACAGACCAUGUAGGGAAUUCCAUUUGUUUAUUUGUCAAAGAAACCUUUAAAUAAUAUUUUUUCAUGCCGUUUUGACUGCUUCAUAAGCAAUGUUGAUGACAAUGCUUUAUAAUUUAUUCUGGUAUUAAAAAAUACACAUGUGAAUAAUAAAGUUAGUUUUACUGAUUUGGUCGACAACACGAUGAAAUCUGAAACGACGAAAACGAAACUUGAUCAUGUAAUUAUAUAAAGUAUUAAUAUCCACAUGAAGUUGUAAAAUGUUUUAUGGCAAUUGAAUAGCUAUGGACUAGAUGAAUUAAUUUACAAAAAUGAA
Mya arenaria is the source of this 1962-nucleotide messenger RNA. RefSeq lists its product as uncharacterized. The record is from RefSeq and is a predicted model, not a curated record. Lineage: Eukaryota; Metazoa; Mollusca; Bivalvia; Myida; Myidae. Gene Ontology annotation, biological process: biological process involved in interspecies interaction between organisms. Gene Ontology annotation, cellular component: external side of plasma membrane. Gene Ontology annotation, molecular function: carbohydrate binding. The transcript has 11 exons. Bases 8 to 1699 code for a protein of 563 amino acids.